GCACGUUGCAGUCGCAGCAGCAGGAACGCAGAGAUAUAUGCGGGAUUAUAGAGCUAAACCCGGGCCAGUCAUCGCUGAACACAGCAGCCACAGAAAGGAAAGCAAUCGCGUGCGGUGCUCUCAUUUCGUGCAUUGCGUCUGACAAGAAUCCAGGAUUGCACGUCGCCGUGGGAUUCUCACUCUUAUUAUAACCGUGCCAAAGGCCCCUUAAAACGAAUGUAAUGUAAACGUCUACAGCGAUGUGGUUAUUUUCCUGCGGAUGAGCUUCCGUUGUCCGUCUCUCCCCCUCCCGUUUUCCAUCCAUCCCAAUACAGAACCAUCUUUCAUCCACUGGACUCUCCUAGACCUGUUUAUGAAGACGGAAGGGGGAGCGUAAUGACCGCACGCUUCCGGUUGCCCGCUGGCAGAAGUAACGAUGUGGGAGCCGUGGAGGAGUCCAGAGAGAGACAUUUGCUGGUGGUGUGUAACGUUUUGCUGUUGGACAACACAGUGCAGACAUUCGAAGUCAACAAGCAAGAUCAGGGCCAGACCUUGUUAGACAUAGUCUACAAACAUUUGGAGCUGACGGAGCGCGACUACUUCGGCCUUCAGCUAGCGGACGAUUCUUUGGACAGCCCGAGGUGGCUGGAUCCUAACAAACCUGUUAGAAAACAGCUAAAAAGGUCGUCGUCUCAUAAUCUGAGAUUUAGGGUGAAGUUUUUUGUGAGCGACCCCAGUAAACUACAGGAGGAGUACACGAGGUAUUUGUACUUUCUACAGUUAAAGCAGGAUAUUCUAAGUGGAAGACUUCCAUGCCCUCAGAAUACCGCAGUACUUUUGGCCUCUUAUGCUGUUCAAGCUGAGUUCGGGGACUACAGUCACUCUGAACAUUCGCCCGGGUAUCUCUCCGAGUACAGCUUCAUUCCCAACCCGCCACAGGACUUUGAGAAAGAGGUCUCCAAACUUCACCAAGAGCACAAUGGACUCACUCCAGCUCAGUCCGAGUUUAACUAUUUGAAUGCCGCUCGCACGCUGGAGUUAUACGGUGUGGAAUUGCACUAUGCUCGGGACCACUGUAACGCUGAGAUUUACAUCGGAGUUUUGUCUGCUGGUAUCUCGAUCUAUAAGGACAGGGUACGAAUCAACAACUUUCCAUGGUUGAAAAUUGUAAAAAUAUCUUUUAAAUCUAAGCAGUUUUUUAUACAAUUAAGAAAAGAACUGAGUGAAAACCCUGAGAGUUUAUUGGGCUUUAACAUGAUGAACUACAGAGCAUGUAAGAACAUAUGGAAGGCCUGCGUUGAGCAUCAUACGUUCUUCAGACUGGAGCGGCCCGUUCCUCCUGAGAGGAACCUGUUUCUGCAGUACUUCACCCUCGGAUCCAAAUACCGCUACUGUGGAAGGACAGAGGCCCAGUCUGUACAGUACGGCAAGGAAAGAGGAAACAAAAACAGAGUUUUUGCCAGGUCACCGAGCAAGCCUCUGGUCCGGAGACUCAUGAGCGGCUUGGACUGGGAGACCGUCAGUAGAAAUUCUCUCUCGGAUGACCGACUGGAGACUCAAAGCUUGCCGAACCGUUCUCCACCGGACUCGCCGAAUCAUAGUAAUUCUGUGUUUAACACAGAGGGGGCGCGUGUCAGGCCGUCCUCCAUCGGUCACUUGGUCGAUCAUGUGAUUGACGACUCGCCAUGUCAGACGUUCACCAACCACAAGUCUGCGUCCUCCACACAAGCAAACAGCAUCAGUCUAGAUUCAACACCGUCUCCAGAUGUAACCGCUGAUGAACAGCCACCGGCGUUGCCCCCGAAACAGUCCAGGAAAGACCCUCUCACCCAAAAUGGCAGAACCCAGUCCCAACAUGAGCUGGACGACCACUUGACUGAAAUUUACAACGUACCUACGGCCUCAGCAAAGAGCAUGAAUGGAGCGGUUCCUCAUGAUAAUCUUGUGCUGAUUAAAAUGAGGCCGGAUGAAAAUGGGCGCUUUGGAUUUAAUGUUAAGGGUGGCGCUGAUCAGAGGAUGCCCAUCAUAGUGUCCCGUGUGGCUCCAGGAACUCCAGCUGACAUGUGCAUGCCGCGCCUGAACGAAGGCGACCAGGUCGUGCUGAUCAACGGUCGGGAUAUCUCGGAGCACACUCACGAUGAUGUGGUUAUGCUAAUCAAAGCCAGCUGUGAGGACCAAUCAGGAGAGCUCAUCCUGCUCGUAAGACCCAAUGCCAUCUAUGAUGUAGAUGAAGACCAGGACAAGUUGGACCUGGAGCCCGAUUUCCAGUACAUUCCUGAGACAUCUAGUCUUGAUCAGUCCCACUCAGAUGCUGAUAGUCUAAAAUCCUCCAUUCAGCUGUUGAAAGACGGUCUUUCCAGCGGAACGGUCCUCGCGCAGUUUGAUCAACUGUACAGAAAACGGCUUGGGAUGUCCGUGUCAUGUGCCAGGCUGCCACAAAACGUCUCUAAAAACCGCUAUCGGGAUAUUUCCCCAUAUGAUGCUACACGAGUCAUAUUAAAGGGGGCGGAUGACUACAUCAAUGCAAAUUACAUCAACAUGGAGAUCCCCAGAACAGGUGAAGUAAAGCGCUAUAUCGCCUGUCAAGGGCCACUUCCUGGUACCUGCUCUGAAUUCUGGCAGAUGGUUUGGGAACAGAGCGCCCCCCUGGUGGUUAUGCUCACGACACAAGUCGAACGUGGCAGGGUAAAAUGUCAUCAGUACUGGCCGAAUGCUUCUGCGAGUGGCACGUAUGGGGACUUUCAGGUUACAUGUGUAUCUGAAGAAGGAAAUUCUGCAUAUCUACUCAGAGAACUCACACUUACACACGUGGAGAGUAAAGAAGAUCGACAGAUCUGUCAGAUGCAGUACAUGGCGUGGCCCGAUCACGGCGUACCGGUAGAUUCAUCCGAUUUCCUCAACUUCGUCAGUCAAGUACGCGGCAAAAGAGCCGAAACACAGGAGCCUGUGGUGGUUCACUGCAGUGCCGGGAUUGGUCGCACCGGCGUUCUCAUCACCAUGGAGACAGCGAUGUGUCUGAUAGAGAGCGGUCAGCCCGUUUAUCCGCUAGACAUCGUAAGGACCAUGAGAGACCAGCGUGCCAUGAUGAUCCAAACUCCUAGCCAGUACCGUUUCGUCUGCGAAGCGAUCCUGAAAGUUUACGAAGAGGAGAUUGUAAAACCGUGCGAGACCGAACCUACAGAAAAGGAGGAGUAAACCCUUGGAUUCUCGGAGGGCCCAACUACUGCCAGUGAGAAUGAUGCUCGGCUCGCUGGCGCCCCUGCUGGAAGGCAGCAGACGUGACCGGCGCGAGCCAGAAUACAGACGAAAAGCACUAUUGCACUUUAACAGCGACAAACAAUGAAAGGGAUUUUCAUUUACAAAAAAUAUCAGGUCACUGAUUAAUGGGUACUGUCAAUAAUGUUCAUUUCGGGAUCGGAGAAACAAACGUACUUUUGCUUUCGUGCCAAAAGCUGAAAUGAGCCACAAUCCAUGUCAGAAUGAACUCCUGCAUCCAACAUUUUUUUUAACAGUGAACAACGGGUGCUCGCCCCUUCUCUUCCCUUUUCCCGACUGUGACUGUACACAUUUUAACGUUUAAGUUUAAAACUUAACUUUAAACUGUUAAUUUAAGCGUCUUUUUAUAAGUUCAACAAAACCAGUUCGCCACUGAAAAAAUCAGCUUUUAAUGAUAUACAUUUUGUUCAGUUUUACUCCUGGGCCUUGAACCCCGUCUUUCACGAAGUACUAGCUAACGUUAUCGAACAUUUUCAAUGAGAAUAUCGCAAAUUCUCUCUAAAUUAAAUCCUAAAUUCACAAGCCACCAGCUUUGUGUCAGCUACACUGAAAAUGAGUCAUUGCUGCCAAAUUUCACAGCUGUUUGCCUCUUAAACCGAUUGGUGCUUUGACUAAUUAAUUAUUUAUUACAAGGGUGUGUGUAGCACAUAGCAUGCCUAAAGUAUGUAUCCUUAAAUACUCCAUAGGCAGCUGUUUGACUCUGGGUUCCGCAUCGAUCGGAUCUUGGAAGUAGAUGUUUGUUAAAACUUUAAAGCUGUGAAUUCAUGUUUGAUUUGUUGACGGAAACUGAAAGCUACUAGUUUCGAUCAACCAGUACUUCUGAUGCAAAUUAAAAUGUCAAAACUAAAAUAACAAUUUUCGGUAAUGUUUAGCAAAGCAUUUGCCCUUGUCAGCUUAAAGAUUGUCUCGUGAGUCAGUAUGGUUUUUUUUUGGUAGCAAUUUACGAUACGGGUGUGUUUUGUUAACAGCAAAUGCUAAUGAAUUAGCUAACAUGAUCUAGCAAUAAGUAAUACUUAAACUGUGUUCAAUUAUUAGUUUAGCAUGACUUACAUUUCAUUUAUUAUAUUUAACCAAUAAUAAAUGCUAAAAGACUAUAUUGCUUAUUGUUAGUUCACGUGAAAAUGUUAACAAAACAACCAUAUUUUAAAAUGUUAGGAAUUUUUUAUGUUUGAAAUGAAGAUUUCUGGUACAAAAUUUGAAUUACGAAUAUCACAAAGUAGGAAUAUUUGGUGCUGAGUGAAAAAUAUCUGUGCUCCACCCUCUAUAGAGCACAAGUUCACAUUUUGCUUAUUGUUGGUAAUGCUACUCUAAAUUUUGUCACAUAGUUGUCUAUUACCUGCAAUAUAAUCCAUAAGGUGGUCAUAAAUCCUACAUGGCCAUGCCUUUAGAACAUAAAAUAUUUGACUAGUCUGCGUUAAAGUGCAAAUUGCCGAAAUUUAAGAAACGCUUGUGGACCUGCACGUUUUCGACGGUAGCGAUCAAUGAAUUUGGCUUAACAAUUGUUUUAACGGUAUAUGAUCAUGAAAAAUUUUCCGCAAAUAAUAUAUAUUUAUAAAUUACAGCUCAAACAAAGCAUUUUUAAUGUGAAACUCCACACCAUCUUAAUCGUUUACGAUCGUGACCACUUUGGCACUUCACGUUUUUCCUUUACGACGUUUCGCGAAAACGAUUUGACGUCAAGGACCAAUCCCGCCCACCGUUUUGAAUGUCGAGCCGAUUCGCUUCACUGUACGUCGUCAUAGUGCAGCAGCUAGAAAUUUACUAGCGAUGUUACCGUUGGAUAUGGUGGUAUUUUUGUAUUUAAAGAAAAAAACGAACGACAUAAGGGCAGCACUUUGUAACUGACUUUGUAGUCAGAUGUGCUACUGUAGAAUUUAUACUGUAAUUGUGAAAUGGGGGGGAAAGGCUGUUUAAUUAUAUUUAUGUUGAACAUUUUGUUGAAUAAGAAAACCUGUGUGGGGGGGUCUUAACUACAUAGUGUCAUAUGUGAAAUAUUUGUAAAUACGAUGUUAUAUAUUAAAAGUGUUCUGAAAAGAUAACAGUGAUCGUUUUUAUUUAGUACAUCUAAAAAAUUAGGGAAGUAUGCAGAAUAUUGUAUGUUACAUUUGUAUAUUGUAUGGUUGUGUUAGUGUGUGUGUUCGAGAGAG
Molecule: messenger RNA, 5402 nt
Organism: Triplophysa dalaica
Lineage: Eukaryota; Metazoa; Chordata; Actinopteri; Cypriniformes; Nemacheilidae
Gene: ptpn4b
Product: protein tyrosine phosphatase non-receptor type 4b
Exons: 27
Coding region: 376-3174 (932 amino acids)
Biological process (GO): protein dephosphorylation
Cellular component (GO): cytoplasmic side of plasma membrane; cytoplasm; cytoskeleton
Molecular function (GO): protein tyrosine phosphatase activity; cytoskeletal protein binding
Source: RefSeq, a predicted model, not a curated record